Messenger RNA from Neurospora hispaniola, 893 nucleotides. Its product is annotated as transmembrane proteins 14C-domain-containing protein. Gene Ontology annotation, cellular component: membrane. The transcript has 4 exons. The record is from RefSeq and is a predicted model, not a curated record. Lineage: Eukaryota; Fungi; Ascomycota; Sordariomycetes; Sordariales; Sordariaceae. Bases 290 to 604 code for a protein of 104 amino acids.
CAAGACGUCAUCCUCGGCUCUUCCCGAACCUUCGUUGCUUCUUCGUUGCUUCGUUCGAACCUUUCGUACACUAGGUUAGUAUGACAAAGUGGCCCGAGCUCCCAAUCAGCAAUUAGCGACGGAAUCUCAGCUGUUGAGCAGUGUCUGUCGGAGCUUGCCUGCCGAUUGCAACCGACCGGAGUCCCCCAAGAUCCCGGUCCCGUUGCGCGCGCAGACUGGUCGCGGACAUUGCUCGCUAGUGUACCUACCUUAGCUGCUGCUCGAAAAUCAGACGAUAAUACUGUUCACAAUGGGCCUCGAACUCCCCGCCUACGUCCUCUCCGCUCUCACGGUCACCGGUGGUAUCGCCGGCUAUGCCCGCACCAAGUCCAAGCCUUCCAUUAUUGCCGGUUGCGCUGUCGGUCUUCUUUACGGCCUCGGCGGCUACCGCAUCCAAAACAACCAGCCCUACGGCGUCGAGCUCGGCCUCCUCGCCUCCGUCGUCCUCGGCGGCGCUUCCCUUCCCCGCGCCAUCAAGCUCCGCAAGCCUGUGCCCAUGAUGCUCAGCGCCAUUGCUGCCUUUGGGCUGUAUACCUUUGGUGAUGCUUUCCGCAAGACUCUCUAAGGAGGAUAAUCAGGAGGCCGGGACUCUUGCUGGAACCCCCGUUUUUUUUCUUUGCUCGAAACGGCCUGGAACGGUUGGGACGCGCAAAGGGAACUCUUGUAAGAGGGGAGUGGGAUAUUCUUUUUGUUUUUUUUCUGCAUAUAAGCCAAAAUGUUACAGGAUAAACCAAAUGCAAAGUAGUUGCGCCGCCCUUAUUUAUGCUCUCCUUAUGUGGUGAUGGGUAUCAUUGUGUGUAUGUGUGUGUGUAUGUGAGCGGCCUGGUCUGUCUGUUUGUCUCGGAUCGCGUAGA